This is a messenger RNA of Orbicella faveolata, 3369 nucleotides long. Its product is annotated as alpha-N-acetylglucosaminidase-like. The record is from RefSeq and is a predicted model, not a curated record. Lineage: Eukaryota; Metazoa; Cnidaria; Anthozoa; Scleractinia; Merulinidae.
UAAGCCUUUCCGCGGGACGAUCUCGCGCGUGCUUCUAUCGGGAACGAAAGGGACAUCAGGGAAUAUGUUGGCUAAGAAAUUCGGCUUUGUUCCCUUCACACUUGGGUCGAUUUUGAUCCAGGUGUGUUGGGGGGUGAAAAUCAACAGCUCUAGGUUCAAGCAGUUUUCUCAUAUUAAGACGAAAACCCCCCAAGCAGCGCAAGAACAGGCCGUGAAAGAUCUCAUCACACGACUCAUUCCGAAACACGCCUCCAAGUUCCUCAUAAGAGUGAACUCAAGCCUCGGACCCCAUUCAGAUCUAGACACUUUUGAAUACGUUACAGACACUACAGAAGGAAAGCUUGUUAUAACUGGCACAACUGGGGUGGCUGCAGCACUGGGGUUUCAGCACUUUCUCAAGUACAGUUGUCACGCUCAUGUUUCAUGGAGUGGAGAUCAGCUCAAGAUUCCAGAACCAUUCCCUGUUGUGCAAAAAACAGUCAUGGUAACCAGUCCAAACAGAUUUCGCUAUUACCAGAAUGUGUGUACAGUAAGUUACUCUUUUGUAUGGUGGAACUGGACUCGCUGGGAGCGUGAAAUUGACUGGAUGGUCAUGAAUGGCAUUAAUUUGCCACUAGCUUUCAAUGGACAAGAGGCGAUCUGGCAAAAAGUUUACCUGAGAAUCGGUCUCACUCAGCAAGAGAUUGAUCAACAUUUCGGGGGACCAGCCUUUCUUGCUUGGGCAAGAAUGGGAAACCUGCGUGGUUGGGGAGGCCCUCUUCCAUCAUCAUGGCACACAAAUCAGUUACAAUUACAGCAUAAGAUCUUGGACCAGAUGCGAGCUUUUGGUAUGACCCCUGUGCUUCCAGGUUUUGCUGGACAUGUGCCAGAAGGUUUGACCAGAGUCUUCCCAAAGGCCAAUGUUUCAAGACUUGGUGACUGGGGCCACUUCAAUAGCACAUACUGUUGCACGUAUCUUUUGGAUCCCACUGACCCUCUUUUUAAGCAAAUUGGUAGAGCAUUUAUCAAAGCAAUGACCUCAGAGUUUGGAACAGAUCACAUUUACAAUGCUGAUACUUUCAAUGAGAUGACCCCAGGUUCAAGUGAGCCCUCCUAUCUUUCCAGUGCCAGUAAAGCAGUGUAUGACGGAAUGCUUGCAGGUGAUCCAAAGGCUAUCUGGCUUAUGCAGGGGUGGCUUUUUCAGGAUACUGGAUUUUGGAAGCCACCACAAAUCAAGGCAUUGUUACAAGGGGUACCUAAAGGUCAAAUGAUUGUCUUGGAUUUGUAUGCAGAAGUAAGCCCUGUUUGGCAAAGAACAGAGUCCUUUUAUGGGCAGCCAUUUAUUUGGUGUAUGCUUCAUAACUUUGGAGGAAAUAUUGGUUUUUAUGGAAACUUUAUGAAUGUUGUUUCAGGGCCCAUUGAUGCUCAUGGCCAUGAAGGCUCUACCAUGAUUGGUACAGGACUAACACCAGAAGGAAUUGAACAAAAUGAUGUCAUCUAUGAGCUAAUGAAUGAGAUGGGGUGGAGGUCAGAGCAGGUUGACAUCAUGUCCUGGGUUAAAGAUUACUCCUACAGGAGGUAUGGUGGCAUGAACAACUAUUCUCUUAAUGCUUGGAUACUGCUUAGCAGAAGUGUCUACAACUGUACUGAUGGGCAUGCUGAUCACGUUCAUUCAGUCAUUGUGAACCGCCCAUCACUUCAUUUAAAGUUCAAUCAGUGGUACACACCUGAGGACGUGUGGGAAGCAUGGGAUGCAAUGGUUUUGUCGGCAGACAGCUUCAGUCCAGUAGAACCUUUCAGGUAUGACUUGGUGGAUGUAACUCGACAGUCCCUGCAACUCAUUGCCGUGAACAUCUAUUAUGAAGUGCUCUCUGGCUACCAUAACAAGUCAAAAACUGAAGUUCAAGCAGCAGCUACAAAGUUGUUUCAAUUAUUUACUGACAUGGAUGCCAUUCUCUCAUCAAACCAGUAUUUCUUGUUAGGACAUUGGCUCAACAGUGCCAAGGCACUUGCAACAAAUGCGCAGGAGAGCAAGUUGUACGAGUACAAUGCUCGUAACCAAAUUACUUUGUGGGGUCCUCGUGGAAAUAUUGAUGACUAUGCUAACAAGAUGUGGGGCGGCCUUGUGAAUAGUUACUACAAACCACGCUGGCAACUCUUUGUGUCUUUUCUUCUGGACGCAAUUGCACAUGGAACUCCAUUUGACAGUAACAAGUUUAAUGCUGCCGUCUUAGGACAGGAAACACAGUGGACGCAAGACACCAGUUCAUUUCCAGACAGUCCUGUUGGUGACACUUUGACUAUUGCAAAAAAGCUGCAUGCAAAGUAUCGGCCAAAGAAACAUUCUUUUUUUAAAAAAAAUUAAAAUAGGUUAUGGUAUAUUUUAGCUUGCAAAUGUUUGACCAGGACACAGAUUGGUAAAUAUUAAUGUACUGGAACUUAAACUGAUUUAAAAUAUUUACAGUGAAGUAGGUACCACUUAUUAUAAAGAGUGAAAAUAAAAAAAGGGGCAAAAACUGCACAAACAUUUUUAAACUCCUAAUGAUAUUGUGACCUAGUUUCUUAAGUGGUGAUACUAUAAAACAGAGAUUUAUAAGAUUUCAUGGUAAGUUACAGUAGUAUGUUGUAACCAUAUUCAAACUAUUCUUAAUUACGUUACUUGCUUUGUACAGAAUGUCAUUUGGGUUAGGGUUAGGUUAGGGUUAGGGUUAAUUUCUGUUCUGAAAACAUUUAAGGCUGAACAACGUACAGGAGCUCAUCUGAAGAUAAGAUUAUGAUUUGUACAAAAUGAGGCCAAAAAUCUUGUUGUCUCCUGUAAAACCCAGAGAUUAAUUACCUAAAGAGAGAAAUAUUUUUAUAGCUAUCAGUGAACUUUGAAAAUAUGAUUAUUUUGCACAGCACUGGCUUUGUCUUUACAGUGAAUGCUCUCUAAGCUGGACAUUCUUGGGACAUGUUUUAGCUCUCUGCCUUAGAGAAGUGUCCAUCUUAAAGAGAAUUUAAAGACAUAUUGGUAAAAUCUAGGCAGGACUAGCCAGUCACCAAUGUCCAUCUUGGGAAGUGUCCCACCCCUUAGAGCAGUGUCCAGUGCGAAAGAAUUGACUUAAGAUAAGCAUAGCAGAACCUCAAUUCUUUCCCUGCUCAAGGCACUCAACAGUUCUGUACUGACAAUGUGGCACUACUUACACCUGUGUAGUGUUCCAUACACAAGACAUUAGAGAUCUUUGAAGAGUUACUCACCGCCUCCACUCCUCCUUGGAAAAGAAACCCCCCCUACUUUUGAUAGUCUGUAUUAUUUUGCUUUUGUCAGUAGGAUUAGAAGUAUUUUGGAGACUUGCCCUUCAUCUAUUGAUUUAGAGUUUUAACAUGCAUUAUUAAACAUUGUAGUUGCCA